Penicillium cinerascens is the source of this 6198-nucleotide messenger RNA. RefSeq names its product AP-1 complex accessory protein LAA1. The transcript has 3 exons. The coding region runs from base 1 to 6198 and encodes 2065 amino acids. NCBI's taxonomy places the organism in Eukaryota, Fungi, Ascomycota, Eurotiomycetes, Eurotiales, Aspergillaceae. The record is from RefSeq and is a predicted model, not a curated record. Gene Ontology annotation, biological process: endocytosis; intracellular protein localization; retrograde transport, endosome to Golgi. Gene Ontology annotation, cellular component: membrane; endocytic vesicle; Golgi apparatus.
AUGUCUUCCUCCGAACCCGCCCCGGUAUCCUCAACCCCCGAAAAUGCGACCCCCGAGUUGGAUGUCCCUAAGCUCCAUGCGCUCCCCUCCGAACAGCAGGACCUCUACUUGCUCACGUUCACCUCCGAUCUAGUGCAAUUUAUAUCCGGUCUCGAUGCACAGCAGGUCUCAGCGCAGCAAAAGUCCCUCAAGAAGGAAUUGUUCAAGAUUCUGACUCUUACCUCCCCCGCCAUCACGCGAGUCCUCCGCAACAACCUGGGACGAUGUUUCGGCGCAAUCCUGACGAAAGGGGAUCGUGGGAUCCUCUUCGAGACGAUUACAGAUCUGCUCGGGGUAAUAAAUGCGAGCAAGAGCGAGGCAGAUAUCAAGACCAAGUUCGCUGCGGCGCAUUGUUUGGGCGAGGUCUUUGCGACGGCUGGUGAGAGUGCAUUCAUGCAGUCCAACAUCGCUGUAUCUAGCACAAUUAAGCUGCUCAAAUCGGCCAAUAACCAUACGGGCUUCCGUGGAGUUAUAUUCGCUGUGCUGCGCAAGGUUGUUGUGGGCAUUGGUGUGCCGAUUGAUGAGGCCACCGCGCGGGACAUUUGGAAACAGGCGCGCAGUGCCGCGACCAGUGACAAGUCCACUUUUGUGCAGGUUCACGCUUGUCGUUGUAUCGAACAGCUGAUCAAUAUGACGCCUUUCUUUGAUAAUACAAAUGACUUUGACAACCUCAAGACAGCCAUGUGGAAGGUCAUUGACAGCCCCAUUGCGCCGGUCAGGCAUGCUGCGGCUGCUUGUCUUGGCCGCGCCUUGGUCAAGCUGCAUGCAGCAGAUUCACCUAUUAUGGCAGCCCCGAAGCCUAAGCCGAAGAAGUCCAAGAGGAUGUCUAAGAAGCCGAAUGCUCGCCCGGGAGAAGAGGAAGAUGAUGAGAUGUCCGAGUCCUCUGUUGCAAACGCCCCCGGAGCAUCCAAGAAGACCGAAUCGCGGUUGUUUUUUCUCCUUCCGGACUUGCUGCGACAAUUGUCUUCUCAAUAUCUGAAGAGCACAACCUCAAACCGCUCGCGCGCCGGAAUCUGCGUAUGCUACAAAUAUGUCCUGCGCAACUUGGGGGAUAAAGUUGUUGAGGAACGAUAUGGGCAGAUUGCGACAAACCUGCUUGUGGAAUUGAUGAACCACCCGACGGUCACAUACAAUCGAUUCCGCCUUCUGAUGACUCGGAAGUUUGUCAAAUCUAUCCUCGAGGACACUAUCGGCCGUGAAUUGUUGCGAGAGAACAGCCAACUGAACGCCGCCAGAUGGAUCAUCAACGAAAUUCUCAGGGACUAUCCGCAAGUCAUUCAGGAGCGUCGAGAGCCAAGCAAGUAUACCUUGACAAGUGCCGUCAGCGCUCUCUCAUCUUUGAUUUCGUCGCUUGGAUCUGCUUUCGGUGUCCACGCAGACAGCUGUAGAGAUGCCUUACUUCAAGUUCUCCCUCAUCCCAGCUAUACUGUCCAAGUCCACACCGCGCACUGCCUGCGCAGUUUCGUCCUUGCCUCCCCUCACCAGCUUUUGUCGUGUGUGACGAUCUGCAUGAACAGCUUGAACCGUGAGAUUGGUCAGCUUGCCACACCGCGGCAAUCACCUCGUCGAUGCGUCGGCUACGCCAAUGGACUUUCGGCGAUGCUCAGUACUUCUCGUCUGCAACCGCUUUACGGUGCCGUUGACGUGUUUGCCCGCGUCUUCUCACAGGCAACUGAUCUCCUAAAGACCAGCAGCACCUCCGAGCUACGUGUUGCAAGCACGCAAAUUCAAGUGGCAUGGAUCCUAAUUGGCGGUUUGAUGCCCCUCGGACCGAGUUUCGUUAAGAUUCAUCUUUCUCAAUUGAUGCUGCUUUGGAAAAAUGCCCUACCAAAGCACCUGAGCAAGGAGAAUUCUGCGGCGCCCGGUACUCUCGAGACAAGUUUCCUCACUCAUGUGAGAGAGUGCGCUCUGAGCUCUUUGUUGGUGUUCAUGGAGUUCAACAGCAAGCUCAUCACGGCAGAUGGUGCGAAAAGAAUAGCUACUAUGCUGCAGAACACUGUCGAAUUUUUGGAUGAUCUGCCGCGUCCCAAGUCCAUGGAGGACAUUUCGCAACGCCUUCAUCCUUCCUUGCAGCUGAAUGAUUUCAUCACUAUGGUUCGCCGCCGGGUUCUUCAAUGCUUCUCGAAGCUGGUGCAUGUUCACCACCCCAGUCACGGGGACAUCAUUUCCCAGUCCAGCCUGUUGAGUCUUGCUAUCUCUUCUUUUGCGGACCCGGAUGCGCAGUAUCGCCCACUAGAGAGCUCUAUCGCUGGCUCAGCUGGUCAGUUUGAAGGCCUAUGGGAACUUUGCGAUAACUACGGAUUCGGCGUCACUGGACUUGCCAGGGAAUACAUUCGUGCUGCGCAUUCUGGGUCGCAUGUGAAUGACAGCCCUGCCUGGUCUGCACUUGAGUCUGCGGAUAAACUUGUCGAUGAUGCUUUGACUUUCCCUAUUUGCGAAGCCAGUGAGCACGAUGCGGUUCUAUUGUACAGUCUACGUUCGGAGGAUACUCUCUCUGUUGAUCCGCCUGUCACCGGAGUUGUCAACUCGGCAAUUGAUCUCUUUGCUGUUGCCAUCGCUCUUCACUCGUCCAAGAUCCAGGAGAGUAGUGUGGAACAGAUUGCCUCAUUUCUCGCCUCUCCCAGCCUCCAGAGGAACCCUGGAAGAAAGGCAGCAUUGGCUGUGAACAUUUCUGUGGCACUUCUGCAUGCCCUGAAAGUUGCAGUCAAGGAGACAGACUUUGUGGCUGGCAAACUGAGCACCUCUACAGACAAGACUUUGCAGGAGCUCGUUCAGAAAUUCGUGAUUGACACUGACCCUAUCGUCCGUACUAUCGGCGUAGAGUCAUUGGGACGCCUUUGUGACAGCGCCGGAAAUAGCUGCACCAACACACAGGUCAAUUGGCUUGUCGAUACCAUUGUUGAAAAUCGCGAGCCAAAUGCUCGAGCUGGCUGCGCCGCUGCUUUGGGGUGUAUCCACUCGCAGAUCGGUGGCAUGGCAGCUGGCCUGCAUCUCAAAACAAUCGUUGGCGUGCUUAUGUCUCUUUGCAAUGAUCCUCAUCCUGUCGUUCAUUUCUGGGCUCUUGGUGGAUUGGAGAGAGUGGCCAAUUCAGCCGGGUUGACAUUCUCGCCAUUUGCUUCGAGCUCGCUUGGAAUGCUGGCUCAACUUUACAAUGCCGACACGCAUAAUGCGGAGGCGGCAGCAUUGGCUACUUCAAACAUUGAAAUGACCUUCUUAACACCCGUUGUCAUUAGUCGAUGCGUGGAUUCGCUCAUCAAUGUCCUUGGACCCGAUCUGCAGGAUGUUUCUAAGACCCGCAACCUUAUUCUUACACUACUCCGUCAGUUCCAGUUGGAGGAAAACCCUGCGUUGGUGACAGAAAGCUCCAAGUGUUUGGAUCAUUUCUCGCUUUAUGCCUCGAAAUAUGUAGAUUUCUCGGGAUACGUGAAACGACUACAGACAGAGCUUCGUGCGAGCAAUUCCUUGAUGCGUGACGUUGCUGUCCGCGGUCUCAGCAAUCUGAUGAAGAGAGACGCAGUAUCGGUAGUGCAUACUGCCAGUGAAACACUGGAAGAUGAUAUCUGGCUUGCGUUUGAUGAUGCUCCGGACAACAAGCCACUCAAGACAAUGAUCCAAGAGUGGAUGCAGCAGACUGCCCUCACAGAGACCGAACUAUGGAUUCAACGCUGCCAGAAAAUCAUGACCAAGACCCGCAACACAGUGGAACUUCCACCGUCCACCGCAGUUCAAGCUAACGCGGCAGAUAUUCCCGAUGACGAAGUUGCCGGAUUUGCAUCUGCUGUUGGUGGCGACGGUCAAGGCGACUCCGCCAACGAGGGUGUAGCUGGUCAGGAACUGCUCAAAUGGCAGACUCGCAAUUUUGCCAUGAGCUGCCUUUCAGAACUUCUGGCGACCGUCCAAGAAGCUAUUUUGCCAGACCAAAGCAUCCCGGCAGAACUGGCUCUGCAGUCUAAGGUUGGGGAUAUUGUCAGAAUGGCAUUCUCUGCUUCGACUGCGAAUGUGAUUGAGCUGCGUGUGUGGGGUCUCAAGAUCAUUGACCAAGUCUUGACUAUGUUUGGCAAGACCCCAGAUCCUGAUUUCGCGGAAGCUUCUCUGUUGGAGCAAUACCAGGCCCAGAUUGGGUCUGCUCUCACUCCUGCUUUUGCCGCGGACUCUUCGGCAGAGUUGGCUUCUGAAGCAAUCAACGUAUCGGCGACUUUCAUUGCCACGGGCAUCGUGACGAAUGUGGAUCGCAUGGGAAGAAUCCUGAAGUUGCUGGUUAUUGGGCUUGAAAACUUUGCGAAGAACCCUGCCACCACGGAGAUUGGUGAUUUGAAGGGCUUGAACUCGAACGCUCGAGUGAUGGUCAAACUAGCGCUGUUCUCUGCAUGGGCCAGACUGCAGAUUGCAAGCAUUGACCAUGAAUAUCUCAACCGGGUAGUUCAGCCCUAUCUCGCCAAGCUGACACCGCUUUGGCUUUCUUCUCUUCAAGAAUAUGCCCGACUGCGUUUCGAGCCGGACAUCUCGGGUGCUCUAGGUACGAGCACACUGAGCGGUGAUCUGGAUGAGGUUUAUGCUGCGUUGAACCGUGAGACGCUCUUGAAGUUCUACCAAGAUACCUGGCUCAACCUCGUUGAUGCAAUUGCCGGUCUGGUCGAGAAAGAUAUUGAUUUUGUCUUCGAUGCUUUGGAUGGCAAGCUCCAACUGACCGAGGAAUCCAGCGACCUUGAGAAGGAAGCGGAGAAAGAAAACUCUGGCAAAGAGCUUGCAAACAGCGAAGGAAAAGGAAAAGGAGACGACAUCAACUAUCGUGAAGAGCCGGUCGCAUUCUUUUUCGUCUUGUUUGGGCUUGCUUUCGAAUCCCUGGUCGAUCAAGCAACUACAACCUCUCAGCGGUUGGAGAUCCUCCAGGCUCUCAAGAGAAUUUUGAGACCGAUCAUUUCUGGAAACGCCAUUUACCAGGACGCCAUCUUCUCGGAGACUAUGGAUACUUUCGACCGCCUUGUUCUAACCGAGAACACUCCGAUCCAGACCGUUAUCGUUGAGAUCGCCCAGAACCUGUCCCUAGACCACCCAGCUGCCAAGAGUGAUCAGGAGCGAGGCGAUCAUCUGUCGGAUGACAUCGAGCAGCUCUUCGAGCUGACUCGAAGCAUUAUCCUUGUCCUUGCUGGGAUGCUUCCUAACCUGCGUGAAUCGACACCAUUGGCAAGAUUCAACGUGUCGUCGGAUGAUUCUCUGACGCUCAUUCGCCUGGCGCUCCGCUCACUCGUUGAUGUUGCAUCUGUGUUCCCUUCCAUCAUUCGAAAUGAUCUCCACGCUUGUAUCCUGCACAUCUUCACCACAAUCCUCGCAACUGGAACCUGCCAGACCCAAGUUGUGCCCCAGGCUCUGCCGAUCUUCCGACAGUUCGUCCACGGUAUAACUCAUACACCUGAAGUCCCCGAGGACAUCGAUGUGGUCGCCUUCCAGCUGCGCGGCUGCCUCACUCGGUUCCUUAAUAUCCUCACCAUCGCUCAACGACGGGAGUUGGAUUCUUCCAUGGCAUGUGCUAAGAAUACCCUCCUGGCCAUCACCUUCCUCUUGACGGCAGGUGGACAUGUCCUUCCUCCCCAGGACCCAGUCAUCAACCGCGUUCUCAAUGAACUACUCGACUGUCUUCAAGACGUUGGCCUCGCCACAGUCGCCGCGAGCUGCCUCCGCUCGAUCCUGCUCAAGUCCGGCCCUCGCUACAUGACGGACGACGUGAUCUCUCGUUACCUCAUUCCGCGACUCAUCGCUUUCUAUGUCGGAUGUCCAACCGACAGCGGAGAUGUUCCCAGCGACCCCGAGCACUCGCGCGUAGUCAUCGCCCGCACGCUCGUGUCAUGCGUGAGCAAUGGUACCUUCUCUCCCGCAGAGAUGCCUACUGCUACUUCACUCGUCAUGUCCGCCCUACUGGCCCGCGCCAAGCGGGAGGGACGGGCAGUUCACCAGGAGUCCGCUGGCCAUCUUCUCGAACUUGCUAAGGCCAACCAGCUCACGUUCCGAACCUUGGUGGCGAAUAUGGGCGCGGAGCAGAAAUCGCUUCUGGAAGAGGUCCUUCGGAGUGCGGGUGUGGGUGCGGGAGUCGCCAAGACUAGUGAAACAGCAGAUAACAUACCACAAGCUGCGCCCAGUAUUGCCCUACGCAUGGAUUUUUAG